This is a messenger RNA of Stegodyphus dumicola, 625 nucleotides long. RefSeq names its product acetoacetyl-CoA synthetase-like. Gene Ontology annotation, molecular function: acetoacetate-CoA ligase activity. The record is from RefSeq and is a predicted model, not a curated record. Lineage: Eukaryota; Metazoa; Arthropoda; Arachnida; Araneae; Eresidae. Gene Ontology annotation, biological process: lipid metabolic process.
CCUUUCGUUUAAUUAUGCCUGCAUAAAAUGGAUGAAAUUAAAUAUUAAUAACAUCUUUUAAUAUAUGUUUCUCUUUAAUUUUCAGUUAAAUUUUGAUAAUAAUCUCAAACAUUUGUUAUGCUAUCAAUAAUGUCUUCUAAUCGUAAACAAAUAGAAAUAAACCUGUGAUAUCUGUCUAACAUCGAGUCUCGCUAGAAAGGCAAAAAUUGAAUCAUUUUUAGUGACGAUAAGCCAGAAAGUGUUCAAACUUAAACAUCGCAGGAAAAGGGUAGAAAUGAAUACGAGGAAUUUUACCAAUGUUGAGAUACUGUGGAAACCAACCGAAGAAUCCGCACAAGAAACGAAAAAUUUUAUGAAAUUAAUAGAGUCUAAGUAUAAUACUAAAUUAGAUGACUACUGGGAUUUGCAGAAAUGGUCCAUUGAACAUAUCUCAGAGUUCUGGAGUGAAUUUUGGCAUGUCAGUGGAAUUAUAUGCUCUAAAAUAUUCGAUAAGGUUGUUGAUAUGAAUGUACCUAUGGAAGAUUUGCCUCCUUGGUUCGAAGGGGCUCGACUCAAUUUUGCGGAGAACCUGCUUAAAUACCGAGAUAAUCACACAGCACUCAUUUCAGCAAGUAAGAUAAUUUAA